Messenger RNA from Hypoxylon fragiforme, 2479 nucleotides. Its product is annotated as cytochrome P450. NCBI's taxonomy places the organism in Eukaryota, Fungi, Ascomycota, Sordariomycetes, Xylariales, Hypoxylaceae. Gene Ontology annotation, molecular function: monooxygenase activity; iron ion binding; heme binding. The record is from RefSeq and is a predicted model, not a curated record. The coding region runs from base 388 to 2004 and encodes 538 amino acids. The transcript has a single exon.
UACGCUGCUCUAGACUAUCUACUCGAGGUAGUUUUCUAACCCAGCAAUACAGCUCAUGAAUUAUAAUGCCUGCUUCGAUCCUAGGGGUGCCUCAAUCUAAGGCGUCCCGUCGGAAUUAGGUGGACCCUCCCUGGACGCUGCUGUCUUACAACCCUACCUGCAACAUGGCAUCACUGCAUAUGUUUCGACGUGUUCCCAUGCUCUCCCUGGUAUAAAAUACACUUGCCGAUCUAGUCGACCCUUGUCACCAGAAAGUUUCUGAGAGAAUAAUAAUCCCAUCUUUCCAUCCCAUAUUAUAUCCCUUCUGCUACUGGUAUCCAACAUUGUUGAGUCAAACCUUCCCUCCACAAUCGUUUGCACACCUACCUAGGUAGUCUUUCUUUCAACAUGUCCAAGGUCACCACCGCGCCAGUACUGGCGACUACGGCGGCCGCUUCAUUCUUAUAUGCACGUCACGCUGAACUGCCAGUUGUAUCUACUAUCGCGGCGUCGCUGGCUGUUGUAUUCCCCUUGUAUGUUGUCGUUUGGCUCAGCUGGAUAUUCCCAUUUUACGUGUCGGAACUAAGACACAUCCCAACCGUGCCUGGAUUCCCUCUCUGGGGUCAAUUUUUUGCUAUUGUCACGCAAGAGUGUGGCGUGCCUCAGCGACAAUGGCACAAACAACAUGGCUCUAUAAUCAGAUACUUUUUCCCCUUUGGCGCAGAACGCCUUUCUAUCGCCGACGACGAAGCCCUCAAGCAGAUGACUGUCAAGAACCCAUACAAUUACCCAAAGCCAGUCCGUGCUAAGCUAUGGAUGGUUCGCAUUCUGGGUGAAGGUGUUCUCCUUGCCGAAGGGCAGGAACAUAUACACCAGCGCAAGUCCUUGGCUCCGGGGUUCUCCAUCCAGUCUAUUCGUGCACUCACUCCUGUCUUCUGGGAUAAAUCUCUUCUCCUUGCUAAGUGCUGGCGCGAAGAGAUGACUGCUGAAAAUGUCACAACCAAGUCCUUUGAGGUGCUUGAGUGGCUCAACAGAACAACUCUAGAUAUCAUCGGCAGCGCUGGCUUUGGCUACGACAUCAACUCGCUCCGAAAUCCCGAAACCCCCAUCCGUGAAGCUUAUCGUCUUGUCUUCGCAUUUGACUUUGCAUCUCGUGCUAUGCACGGCCUCCAAGCCUUCAUUUCAGCUUCAAAAUAUAUACCAGUCAAGAUGAACCGGGAUAUGGAAACUUCCCGAAAUAUCAUUCUCGACAAGGCGACAAGGAUUAUCACAGAGAAGCAAGAACAAGCCGAAAGCAAUACUGGUGGAAAGGAUAUCAUUGCUCUCAUAGCCCGAGACAACAAGAAGCUCAAAGCCAUGGGUGAACAGGGACUUUCGUUUGAGACUAUGCGCGACCAAAUUAUGACUUUCUUGGGUGCUGGUCAUGACACCACGGCAACAGGUGUUGCUUGGACUAUCCAUCUAUUAUCCACCCACCCCGAAAUUCAGUCCCGUCUCCGGGAGGAGAUCAAGGACUACAUGCCUUUUCUCUUCGACAAGGACACCCGUUUUGACCGAGAGCAGAUCCUCGCUGCUGAUGCCGAUCAGCUACCGUAUCUAGACAAUCUUUGUCGCGAAUCACUGCGCUAUAUACCGCCUAUUCCCAUGACGGUCCGCCAGUCGAUUGCGGAAGACCGUCUUGGGCCCUACAAGAUUCCUGCCGGCUCCGUCAUCUACAUCCAGGCCAAUGCCAUCAAUCGUCUACCGAUGUACUGGGGUCCCACAGCGGAUGAGUUCGAUCCUGACCGAUGGGACAACCUACCCAAGACAUUCACCCCUAAUGCUUUCAUGACCUUCCUCCAAGGCCCGCGUGGUUGUAUCGGACGUAAAUUUGCCGAAACAGAGAUGAAGGUUCUCCUCUGCUGCUUGCUCAGCAUGUACGAGUUCAAGCGUGACUUCAACACCCCCGACCCUGAGGAUUGGAAGAUGUGGCGACUGGUCCUACGGCCAAAGGAUGGUGUCACUGUCAAGGUCACCGCUAUCUAAAUCAACCACUCCUUCCUCUCAUACCUCCACCACUACCUCCUUAUUAAUUCGUAAUUCUAUUACCUACAUAUUUCAUGUACUUAAACAUAUCUACCUAGGCAGUGACAAAAGGAGGGAAAGCGUAUUGACUUUUACCUGACUUUGUUUUUACCUCCCUUGUUGUAACUCAUGACUUUGCUUGCGUAGGACCUACCCUACCUACCCAUCCACCUCUCUCUAUCCAGGCGAUUACUUUUCGACCUGCAUCAAAUUGCAUGUAAAUAAUGGUGUUUACCCUUUUUUCAUUGUCAUUGCGUAUUGCGGAUGGGCAGUGUUCCGGUUCGGGUUCGGAUUCUAGCGAGCUUUAACUGGCUGUAGCUACUGGGCUUAGUAUGGCGUAAUUUACAAAGAGAGACUUUAAAAUAACGGUUUUCUAUACUGUUCAGAUAUGAUUCGUUCGCUUAUGUACCUAUUUUCUGUCAUAAAUCAACUAUAC